AUGCAUUUGCAAGACAUGAACGACAAUGAAACUCUGAUGGGCGGCGAUCGCGAUAUAAAGCGAUCUGCUGCCUGCGACCCUGAUCGGACGUACGAUGAUCCUUGCGAACUUUUGGACGAAAGUGGUGUGGCCACAGGGCGCGGAAUUCCACGUUCCCGUUCGUGGCUUUGUUGCCCGCAAAGGAACGCCAGCACGGGCAAUGGGGCCAGUAACGGCCAAGGCAACGUCACACUGCCGUGCAGGUACUCUAGUCUACAGCCGGUAACUGUCCCGCCUAGACCGCAAGAACAUUUGCACUUGGCAGCGAUGUCUGCGUUGAAGGCCGAAGUACUUGAUCUUUCGGCGCAGCUUCAGAUCUGCAGCAGGGAACGUGAUCGCCUGCAGACAAAACUCAAAAUAGAACAAGAGGAAAGGUCUAGAGCUCAGGUUCGUCUAGAGGCCCUAGGUACAGCGCACGAAGGCAGGCUUACUGAACUGCACUGCGUGAUAGCGGAACUGAGUCGGAAGCUGCACCAAAGACAACAGGCGGCCAUCAUGGAAGAGGAAGCCGAAGCCGACAUAUCCGAAAUUGAAUCAAGUUCAGUCUGCGAUGCCAAUGAAACUGACACGAAUAAAGACGAGAGUGAUAUCGAAGAAGUAAAAGCUACACGGUCUGCCACUGAAAGUCCUUCUGUUCAAAACCGUCCUGAAUUCACCGCAUCAAUUCUUAGUCAUCAACAGUUUUUGUCUCCGUUGAUGACCAAAUCACAAACACAGCCUAGUGCGACUCAAGUUGCUGCUCUUCAAGAAGAAAUCUUGAGUUUGCGCCAGGAGGUUGCACAUUUGCAAGCGAAAUUAGCGACUAAACGGAAUUAUGAAUCGAGUUGUCAAGAAUACGUCGAAGACUCCGCAUGUGACAAUGAAAAAAGCACCGACAACUCUAUUAAACGAUCAAAUACUUACACGAGCGAGCAUGACUUAGAUGAAACGUUACCUUUAGGAAGACUUACUGGAACACUGAAUGAUAUUAGUUGCAUAGAUAACCAAUCUGUAUCGGAUAAAAAUGAAUUUGCUUUGAUACAUGACAACAGCAAAACUACUAAUGUCGAAGACGUCAAUAAAAUGGAGAAGGAUUGUGCCGCAGAUACUGUAAAUGAUUAUGAAAUUAAUGGAUCUAAUAUGGAUAAACGAUCUGUCAAUAAUGUUCAGCAGCAAAGGCCGACUCAUGCAAAAAGUAACAGUUUAGUGUUGCAGAUAAAUAGAAGCUCUUCGCCAGUUCAUGUACAUAGUUCUUUAGGAAGGUCUGGAAAUGUAGCGCCAGUGUCAAAAAUGGCCGAGCGUGUUCGCCUUCGUCGUACGACUGAUGAAAAACAUAUUACAGGCACUGAUAUCUUAAAUACUGGUGUUUGUACAACAGAAGUUGCAGAGCAUUUGGUUUCUGACUUACGAAAUCAGUCGGGUCUUCACGAAUCCUAUUUAUUAACUGACACUUUGAAUGGAUCAAUAUCCAGUACCCCUUCAGAAGUUUUGCGAUUAGAAUUAGAGUUGGAACGAACUAUUGCACAACUGGAACAUCUCAAAGCAAAUAAUACAGUACUGACAUUGACCCUGCAAGAAAGCAAAGCGCAUUGCGAUAGAAUGGCUUUAUUGUGCGGGCGUUACGAAUCGAAUGCAACGGCUUUACAGGUGGCACUAAAUUACAGCGAUCGAACAGUGGAAGCUUACGACGUUCUACUAGCUUUAUUAGAAAGCCAAGCUGCUAUAAUGAAGGCAGAAAAUGACGAGGAAUUAAGGAUAGCGAAAGAAAGCAGGAAAACCGCAGAGACUGUUGCAAAGCACCUAUUGGCACGUUUGCAAGCAGAAGGGGGAUCACAGAUGGUCAGCACGGGACCGUGGCAAGAUGCUAAAACACUUUACGCUAAUAGUGCUGUUACUUCCGAGCCAUGGUCAGCAGAAGACGAAAAUGAGCUGCGGGCUAUGAUGUCCAGACUCAAAGCAGAACGGGCUAAUGUGCAGGGUACUGUUGUUGUACUCGAAUGUCUGCAUGCGGUAGAUAUUGUUGAGCCGCGGCUUAAAGGGCAGCAGAUAAGAAGAAUGGAUUUGGAAACAGCUGUACUAAUGCAGGAACUAAUGGCAAUGCGUGAAGAAAGGUCAGAUCUCCGAGCACAGUUGUUUGCCUCUGAACGUGAACGUAAAGCUGCUGAACUGAGGCAUGGUGCACUCGAAGCUUCUCAUCGAGCAGCUCAAGCCGCCUUGCGUCAUUUGCAGGCGCAAUUGGCAGAUACAGAGGCCUUGCUCUCGUUAGCAAGGCAAAAUAAGGAUCGUUCAUCUUACUCCGAAGCAGAACACGCGGCCGGAGUUGAGCGAGAAUUACUUGAUGCUUUGGCACGUGAGGCCAGACUUAAGACGCGACUGCAAAGUCUCGCCGGAUCUUUAGAAGCAGCAGCUAAAUCUUCAGAAGAAAGAAAUAUACAGGCUCAGAACGCAAUGCUAGAACUUAAGGAAACGAACAUUAAUUUAAAUCUGUGCUUGGAAAGAUGCAAAAGAAAAUAUCAAAAUCGAGUGCGCAAACUUGAACAACAACUUCUCGGCUUAGAGCAAAUGGAUCAUUCUGAAUCUGUUCAAGUACAUGGACGAAUCAAAUGUAUAUCGCCUUCUCAAGGGCCAGAAACUACUUUAUAAAAUAAACUUAUAUUGAUGUGUUCUUGAUCUAACAAGCUACCUUUGAUACAGGAAAUGAUCGAAUGUGUAAAUGAACCAACAACAAAUUUUCCAUAGAUAAAUCUUCCAUAUAUAUCUAUGAAAAGCUUACAGUAAAUAUUGGCUCUCAAGCAACUUGUUAUAACCAUUCCACAGAUACAUAAAUUUAUUAUGUGUUUUUCUAUUAUAUAGAUUUAUAU
This is a messenger RNA of Ctenocephalides felis (cat flea), 2879 nucleotides long. Its product is annotated as colorectal mutant cancer protein-like. The coding region runs from base 1 to 2661 and encodes 886 amino acids. Lineage: Eukaryota; Metazoa; Arthropoda; Insecta; Siphonaptera; Pulicidae. The record is from RefSeq and is a predicted model, not a curated record. The transcript has 14 exons.